Messenger RNA from Schistosoma spindalis, 273 nucleotides. Lineage: Eukaryota; Metazoa; Platyhelminthes; Trematoda; Strigeidida; Schistosomatidae. The record is from the annotation of a GenBank genome assembly.
AUGCGGAGGAUUGUUGAGAUUCCUAGGUCUCCGAGUGGUUAUGGGUUUCGUUUGAAAAAUGAACGUCCUUGCCUCAUAGAUCAUGUUCUAACUGGGUCUAAUGCAGAAAAAUCAGGGGUUAGAGCUGGUGAUAUAUUGCUCAAAGUGAACGGUGUGAAUGUUAUUAAUGUUACUCACGAAGAAGUUGCCUCGUUGAUUUGGCGAUGCCAUAAAAAGUUAUCUAUUGAGAGUCACAGGAAUCAAAGUCUAGCCAAUGCAUCAUUGGUUCUUUAG